CUGAGAGGGCGGGUCGCGAGCGAUGAAGAAUAGCAAUAGGGCCGCGUCGUGUCGUGGUCCUUGCCGUGUGUGUGUGCCAGAAGACAAGUUCGACAUAGAAUUUCUCUACCGAUCCAGUGCAGCUGGAUAGAUAUUGAUCAUGAUAGUGAUACUUGAUGAUGUCGUCGAUACCCGAGGACACCUCCUGCUUGAGAUACUACUUCUACUUGGAUCCCUGAAGUUAGCACCCGACUCCAGAGGGCCGCGAGGCGACAUCCCUGCUUAGUGAACCCCAAGCCUCCCACAUUGACUAUUAAUUUCCUCCGCGACUGUGUGGCCGCUGCCUUUCAGGCAGCGGAGGUGGAAAGCCGAUGCAUAUUGCCUCCCGCCUUCGAGACUCCGACACGGAAGAUGAUGAGGCCCAGGGCAUCGACGAAGAGGCCCUCGCGGGUCUCAUGGAGGACGACUAUGCGGCGUACCUCUCUGGCUUCAUCGGACAGAAGCAGGGCGUCCGCCGGUUUCAGCCCAGCUCGGCGGAGGUGGUUGCGCAGAGCUCCGGGGAAGGCGGGGGUCCGUCGGCGUCGGAGUCCAAUUCCCAUUGUUUUCUGCUGGACGCGGAAGGCCGGCCUCUGUCCUACUACCUAGUCAACCUCGAGGCCGACGGUGGACGGCUGGUGGGCAUAGUUCGGGAUUUUCUGGCAGCUAGCACAGAUGAACAACUACACGACAGCAGUGCAGCAGCUGGCGGUAAAAGAAGUGCGACCACAUCAACUUCAACGCAGAACAAGAACGACGGGACUACCACUACAGUCACUGCCAUUACAGCCGAGCUGCGCUCGACUCUUCGCCAGGUUUUGUCUGAGCCGGUGCCGUCGGAGCUGCUUGGACCGGACUGCCUAUGCAUUGCAAAAGUACCGUACUCGUAUGAAUGCAUUACAAAUUCCCUCAGCAUGAUGAGAGAGAAAAUUUGUAAUGCGGAUUUACCUUAAGAAAAGUAGAGGAUUUGUAAUGCAAGACUUGCAUUUAUACAAGUACGAUAUUACUUUUGCACAGGAUACUGCCUCUACGUCGUGGACUCCGAAGACGGCGUCACCGUGAUGCGUCGGCGUGAGACCGAGCUGUGUUGGGAGGAAGUACUGCUGCAGGGCCGCGGCGCGGUCGGCGAAACGGCGUUGCACAUCUGCUUUCUGCUGAACCAGCCCGCCUUUAGCCUACUUGCGCGCUUCAUUGUGGAAGACUUUGGAAGAUCGCUCUGCCGCCAGCCUUGGGACCCGAACAUUCACCCGCGUUGCCCCUUCACCUUCACUUCUGACCAGCUGCCGCAAGAGACGAAAACGUCCGGCGACGCAGUUGAGGAGGAUGGGCAUCAUAGUUCUCAUCUUCCUGAGGGUGGACCCGCAUCUUCGACCGCCAGCGUUGCAAAGACAUUGGCGUCCAGAAGCGGAACCAGCCUCCAGGUCGAUCUGGUGCUAGCUGCCGCCGCGGCGGGGGCAGGAGGGGGAUCAGCUUCUGGUACCGCGGUAUCAUUUGCAGGAGCUUCAUCUCCGUCUGCCAGCACGUUGAGCUUACCACCCGCACAUCAGCACCUGCGGAAAAAGAUGCCCCGGACAACUUUUGUGAGGUAUGUCGACGCCACGUACACCGGAAACAGUUACCGGGGCGAGGCAUGCCUGCACAUUGCCAUCACGAACGGGGAUUUGGAAGAAGUGAAGCUUUUGGUUGAGAGCGGGGGUUGCGACGUGCGGUGGCCAUUGACGACAGGCAGCUUCUUUCGAGGCAGGCUCUAUUACGGCGGCCGCCCCCUGCUUUUUGCCGCAGCGCACGGGCAUGUCGACAUUUUGGACUUUUUGGUGGAUCACUUUCUCAAGGAUAAGGAGCACCUUCACGAAGUUGCGGAGCCCCAACAUGAUCUUCAAGAAGAUGAGAAUGCUCCCCCACGACCCGAUGUUGUCUCGAAGACGAAGACCACUGCAGAAAACCACGGAAAAAUAAAAAUCCUCGCCCGGCGCCGCCGCCGCCGAAUCGAGUUCCUUCGCCAAACAGACCAGUACGGAAACACGAUUCUGCACCUCAUAACCCUCCACGGACAGGUGCACUUGCUGCGGCACGUGAUGCAGCGGUACGGUCCCGAUUUAGACCUCUUCCAACUGAACCACGCCGGCUUCGCACCGAUCUCCCUCGCGGCUGCGAUCCAGAACACGGACGUCUUCAGCGCAUUGAUGGAUCUUUCUGGGGAGACGCUCUGGGCGUACGGCCCCGUCCGCUGCAUCCGGUACCCGCUACUCAAGCUGGACUCGCUCCUCACCAAGCAGUUGCGGGAGUCGCGGGUGAGGGCGCGCUUGCUGGGUGGCAGCAAGGCCUCGACAAAAAUCACGAAGGCAGCGGCGAAUAAGGUGUGGAACAAGGCCGAAGUAGAGGAGAACAAGGUCGAGGAGGAAGAUAGCAAAAACGCAACCUCAAGAACGUCCUACGAAGAGCUGCAGCAGAUGGAAGACAAAGAAAACGAAAAGCUGCACCGCUCCUUCACAGGGAUCAGUGUGCCCGGGGCUCAGCGGAACGUGCUUUCGGUGCUAGAGAUCAUUGUGGAAGGUCGUUGCCACGCACUUUUCACCCCGUUCGUGCGCCAGCUGAUCCAGGACAAAUGGGCUAUGUACGGGCGGGUUUUGUUUUACGUGCACAUGAGCAUCUACUUCGCCAACCUGGUUCUUGUCGUUUUGGCGACGGAAAACGUCGUGCCCAUCGACGUCCCCGCUUGUGGGGUGCUGGUCCUCUUUUGGCUCGAGUUGGGUAAAUUCCGACACUGGCUUGCGGUGCGCAUAAUGCCCGAAGUGUCCGCCAUACUACCGUCACGUCCGAAGGGAGGAACUACGACCACGAGCCAGCCAAAGGUGAUAGCGCUGCCCCAGCGUCGGUUAGGCCUUAUGAAGAGGUCGCUGCAGUCAAUAAAGCGCAGAGUGAGAGCACUAUCACAAUUCCUGUUCGCGUGUGCCGGUGCGAUGACGGUUGAAGGUGGUUUUCUCGUCUUGUAUUGUUUUUUUGUGCUCUUCGUGUACCUCGAGGUACUUGGCGGGCGCAUUGCUGAGAGAACCAGCAGCACAAGUUCCAUCGCAGCCUACUACGAUUCUCGGUGGCACUACGACUACGCGGAAAUAUCCAGGAAAAAACACCCAUCCCCAUCCAUUUUUUGCAUGGCAAAUAGUGGAUUUUAUGCAUGUUUUGCAUGACAAAUUGAAUGGGGAUGGGUGUUUUUUCCUGGAUAGGAAACGAUCGACAUCUACAACCUGCACACGUGGUCGCCCCGGAUCCUCCUGGGCUGCGCCAGCGUCUUUGGCUGGCUGCACUUCCUGCACAACCUGCGAGCACUACAGGGUCUAGGGCCAUUCGUGAUCAUGAUCAAACUCAUGGUGAAGCGCGAUGUGGUGCGGUUCGGCGCGAUCUACCUAUGUCUGUCGUUUGGGUACGGUCACUUGAUGCGAGUCAUUUUCCAAGACACCAUCCGCCGCGAUCGUCUUGCCUGGGACCAUACUAGCGAACAGGCUUUGUCCUCAUCGUCGGCAGCGAGUAGUUGUGUCAACCCUGUUUCGACGACAUCCUUCGCUGACUCUUCUACGACGUACGCUGACUACGGGCAAUUGUGGCAGUCCAUGCAGUUCGUUUUCCGGGCGAGUCUGGUUGCCAUGGACGAAGCGGCGUUUACCCCAGCCGACCCCUCCUCAUCUUCUGGAGUUACAUCAUGCGCAGGCCCUACUACUAGUACUACAUCAACAGGUGGAAUAAACGCAACAGCCACGACGUCGACGCUGGGACAAGCACAAGCAGCAUCCUCGCAACAACUGUCAGGUGCUCUACUUCAAGAAGUCCGCAACCAGCCAGUGCAUCCGUAUCGUGGUUUUGCUGUGAUCGUCUACGACUCGUUUGUUGUACUGUCCGCCGUGGUGCUUUUCAACCUCUUGAUCGCCAUGAUGGCAGAUACGUACAGCCGAAUCCGGGCGACAGCGAAGGACGAGCACUUGUUACAGCGCACGUCCUGGAUCCUUGAGGCGGAACGGUCGACGCUAGCGCGGCUGGGAGUUCUUGACGUGGCGAAACGCCCGGCGCACCACGUUCGCACCGCGGAUUUACUGCUGGAAAACGGACGCGUGAUUGAAAAUUUCGCCAUGCAGGUGGAGAUGACUGAUGAGUGA
Messenger RNA from Amoebophrya sp. A120, 4163 nucleotides. The record is from the annotation of a GenBank genome assembly. NCBI's taxonomy places the organism in Eukaryota, Dinophyceae, Syndiniales, Amoebophryaceae.